UCGCUGUUCAUUUGGAAAACGUAAGCAGACCACAGAUUUAGGGUUUAUCCACCUUAUCCUUCGCCGAGAUCCAACAAUGGCUGAUGUCGAACCAGAGGUUGCAGCAGCAGGAGUUCCAAAGAAGAGAACGUUCAAGAAAUUCGCCUUCAGAGGAGUCGAUCUCGAUGCUCUUCUUGACAUGUCUACUGAUGAUCUUGUCAAGCUCUUCUCUUCCCGUAUUCGUAGAAGGUUCUCUAGAGGAUUGACGAGAAAGCCUAUGGCUUUGAUUAAGAAACUCCGCAAGGCGAAAAGAGAGGCACCAGCUGGUGAGAAGCCAGAACCAGUGAGAACCCACCUAAGGAACAUGAUCAUUGUGCCUGAAAUGAUUGGAAGCAUCAUCGGUGUGUACAAUGGAAAGACUUUCAACCAAGUUGAGAUCAAGCCUGAGAUGAUUGGACAUUACCUUGCUGAGUUCUCCAUCUCGUACAAGCCAGUUAAGCACGGUAGGCCUGGUGUUGGUGCUACUCACUCCUCCAGGGAGAUCAGAGCCUUGGAGCAAGAUGGUCUCACCAACCAAACAGAGAAAAUAGUAAGCUUCUACUAUUAUCGAAUUUUAGUCACUGUUCGAGGCUCUGUGGAUUUUUUUAGGGUUUCAACAAAUUCCAAACAAUCAAUGGCGGAUCCAGAGGUUGCUGCGGCUGGAAUCGUGAAAAAGAGAACGUUCAAAAAGUUUUCUUUCAGAGGAGUUGAUCUUGAUGCUCUUCUCGACAUGUCUACUGAUGAUCUUGUCAAGCUCUUCCCUUCCCGUAUCCGUAGAAGGUUCUCUAGAGGAUUGACGAGGAAGCCUAUGGCUUUGAUCAAGAAACUGCGCAAAGCGAAAAUUGAAGCACCAGCGGGAGAGAAGCCAGCAGCAGUGAGAACCCACCUAAGGAACAUGAUCAUUGUGCCUGAAAUGAUUGGAAGCGUCAUUGGUGUUUACAACGGAAAGACUUUUAACCAAGUCGAGAUCAAACCAGAGAUGAUUGGACAUUACUUGGCUGAGUUCUCAAUCUCAUAUAAGCCGGUUAAGCACGGUAGACCUGGUGUUGGUGCUACCAAUUCCUCCAGGUUUAUCCCUCUCAAGUGAAUAAUCAAGCUCUUGUGGAGAGUCUUUGUUAUGCUCAAAAUUUGAGUCUUUCGUUUCUUUUUCUUUGGAACAUUUUGUCUCUCUUUUUCUCUUCUCUCCUUUAGAUUUUGUUCAAACUCUUGUUCAUGCGUUUAAAUAAUACAGAGCUUUUUUUUUA
Messenger RNA from Arabidopsis arenosa, 1262 nucleotides. The record is from the annotation of a GenBank genome assembly. NCBI's taxonomy places the organism in Eukaryota, Viridiplantae, Streptophyta, Magnoliopsida, Brassicales, Brassicaceae.